UUAAUUUUAUCCAUUUUCGACCGGAGGAAAGUAACAGCAGGAGAAAGAUGGGCGAGGCGAGCACAUUCGCACCCACACCCCAUUCAAUUUGGGAAGAAAUUGAACAAUCUGAGAGUUACCUUGUAUCCUCUAUGUAUGAUGAGGCCGCUUCAUUAUCUUCAUCAAUUCUAAAUCGAUUGCGCGACAAUUAUAAUGUUUCAAAUCAAACUUUAUAUGAUAUGAUGGAAUCUGCAGGCAUGGUCUUCGUUCAGUCCCUCAAGGAACUUGGCAGGGCGUCGGAUAUUAUGACUGAGCUUAAGCAGUUGUUUGUGUCCGUUACUCAUGUCCCUGUUCAAGUUCUUCUCACUGGUGCCUGUCUUCAGAUAUCAGAAGAAUCAUAUGUUGGUGUUCGGGAAUUUCUUGAGGAUUUUCUUAGUAAGUGGAGUUAUGAAGAUGAAAAACACUACAUCGUUAUUGAUGCAGAAAAAAAAGUGGAUGCCACUGAAGGAUGUGAUGGUCAUUCCGUUUUGGGAAUUGAUCAGUACUCUGAAGUUGCUGAGAUGUAUGCUGUAACACUCCUUGGGACUGUUUUGAACGAUGUGGACCUUGCAAUCUCCUGGAUUGAAAAAGCUUCAUUACCGGAGGAAAAACGUCAGGUUCUUUUAAGAAGAUUACACUCCCGAUAUUCUCUUAAAGCCACCGAUGUGUCACAAGGUUCCUCAUUGCUGUCGGAAGAUUUCCAUGAAGUUCAUUCAUCUUCUUUAAAAAAACUAAAUGUGUCAGAGAGGUCUUCAAAAGCCUUAAAUGCUAAUUACUUGCCUAGUGGAGAGAAUGUUACAAAACAAGCUCUUUUGAAAUUUUCUAGACAAACAUACCCUUGUUUUUUGUGGUUCCGGGCUAUCACUUUGAAGUUUGGUAAUGUUCGGAUGGUCAUAUCUAACUGGAAUGUUGCGUUUGGCUGUUUGAUCGUUCUUGCAUAUUAUCUUUUCAGGAGGAAACAAGCUUCUAUGAAGAGGACUGUUGGAAGACGACUAUUGUCAGUGAGGAAGGCAUUGGUUGACUUGUGGCAGCUGGCCUUUUCAUACCAAGUGAACCCUCUAGCUGCUGUUCAACCUCUUCCUGCUGCAACACGAGGGGGUCGAUGAUGAGAUUUCUGGUCACUAUGUUGAGUAAGCUUGGACACUUGUAUUUAUUUUGUAAAAGAAAAUUGUACAAAUAGGCUAAAUUUGUUUCGGUGUUAUCCUGGUCAUAAUGCUUUGACAUUUAUGGCAAGCUUCAUAUUCGCAAGAAAAGAGUUAGGCAAAGCACAAAACACAGUAGCAAACAAUUGAUGGAUUCAGGGAAGCUAUUUUUUCUCUGGGUAGAGAUAUGUGCUGAAAAUCUUAUUUGUUUAGUGAAAUAAUAAAUUACUAGAUAGUUUUUUCUUUUUGCAAAAUAUAUUAAUAUUAAUCCUGCUAUGUAUAAUGUGAUCUGACCGUGAUUAUACAUUUUCUUUCACUUGUUAUUGCUUUUAGUUCAAAUAAAAGUGUUAUUAGUUGUAUAUGGACAUUACAGAUGACAGUUUGAAGCUUUAA
Molecule: messenger RNA, 1553 nt
Organism: Pistacia vera
Lineage: Eukaryota; Viridiplantae; Streptophyta; Magnoliopsida; Sapindales; Anacardiaceae
Product: protein APEM9
Exons: 6
Coding region: 48-1124 (358 amino acids)
Biological process (GO): peroxisomal membrane transport
Source: RefSeq, a predicted model, not a curated record